UCAAACGUGGGGGAUGGACGGAAAUCAGGAUCUAAACGGAUCAUCAUAAAUAAGCGCAAGCCAAGGCAACUGAUUUCAAUUUGUAAUCACUCUCUGUGAUUCCAAGACUAAAAGAUUCUUCUUUUCAAGAUUCUUUCGAUUCCCUUGCCACAACCCCCUUUUUUUUAUUUACUAUCCUUCGGUUUUCUGUCAUUCUCUAUUAUUACACGGUUGCCAGGAAUCUCUGCAACGUCUUUCGUUCUUAAAAACCUAAACUUUGGACUCCAUAGCCCACGCCCAUCCGGAUAAAGAGGAAGCAUCUUCUAGUAUUUUAAUGGAGAUCUGGGUGGCUCGGUCAUACACAUUUUUGCAUCCUUUUGCUUUGUAGUUUGUGGAUCCUCAGAACGACUUUUUAUCAGUCUUUUGAUCUUCUUUUGAUGAGUUUGCUUUACAAGCGACCUGAUGGUUAUAUUGAAAUCCUAGAUUCAGCUCCUCAUUUAGAGUAUAAUGAAGGAAUAGACAUGACUGUUGCUGAUGGAAGUGAGCCUCCAAAGAGGCUUGAGGGGAAAUUUCUUGCCAACAUAGUAUGUUGGAUUCUGGGACUUGGGUCGCUUAUCGCCUGGAACAGUAUGCUGACAAUAGAAGAUUACUACUAUGAGUUGUUCCCGGACUACCAUCCUUCAAGGGUACUUACCCUAGUUUAUCAACCGUUUGCUCUGGGAACGAUGGUAAUACUGGCAUAUUAUGAGUCCAGGAUCAACACCAGAAAGCGGAACAUAGCCGGAUACGCAAUCUUCACUCUAAGUACUUUCUCGCUUAUAGUUUUGGAUUUAGCAACAUCAGGGAAAGGUGGAGUAGGACCUUUUGUUGGUAUAUGUGCAAUUGUCGCUUGUUUUGGGCUUGCAGAUGCCCAUGUCCAAGGUGGAAUGGUUGGAGAUCUAUAUUUCAUGCGCCCUGAAUUCAUCCAGUCCUUCUUUGCUGGUUUGGCCGCAUCAGGAGCACUAACUUCUGCUUUGAGGCUAAUCACGAAAGCAGCCUUUGAUAAAGCGAAAGAUGGUCUUCGCAAGGGAACCAUGUUGUUUCUGGCGAUCUCCACAUUCUUUGAGUUUAUAUGCAUUCUGCUAUAUGCAUAUAUCUUCCCUAAACUAGCGAUAGUGAAGUACUAUCGCUCAAAGGCAGCCUCAGAAGGAUCAAAAACAGUUUCAGCUGAUCUAGCAGCUGCUGGAAUCCAGACACAGGAAACCCAAGCUGAAGAUAGAUUAAGCAACAAACAAUUAUUGUUCCAGAACAUAGAUUAUGCACUUGACCUUUUUCUCAUAUAUGUUCUGACACUGUCAAUAUUCCCGGGGUUCUUAUACGAAAACACUGGAGAACACAAGUUGGGCGAAUGGUAUGCGCUUGUUCUGAUUGCAAUGUACAAUUCUUGGGAUCUGGUAGGGAGAUACGUUCCUCUCAUAAAAUGCAUCAAAUUAGGCUCCAGAAAAGGACUUAUGAUCGCAAUUCUGUCACGUUUCCUGCUCAUCCCUGCAUUUUACUUCACCGCAAAAUAUGGUGAUCAGGGUUGGAUGAUAUUUCUCGUCUCCUUCUUGGGAUUGACUAACGGUUAUCUAACUGUGUGUGUCCUUACAGUGGCACCUAAAGGCUACAAGGGACCUGAGCAGAAUGCUUUGGGUAAUUUGCUGGUAAUAUUUCUACUGGGCGGCAUAUUUGCAGGGGUUUCUCUUGAUUGGUUGUGGCUCAUUGGCAAGAAGAAUGCCUUUUAGAGAAUUGAACUAGGAUUCUAGGAAUUCAGUUUCUCUUAACUUGAACGAAGAUCAUAUUUAUGAACAAUCAUUUGUAAAUAGUUUGCCAUUUCUCUUUUUAUUGGCACUCCCUUUGCUUUAUGUCAUGUUCAUAUAAACUUGUCUAAAAUUUAUUUCCUGCAAAUGAUCAAGAUUCAAGUUGAGCAUUUA
This is a messenger RNA of Tripterygium wilfordii, 1931 nucleotides long. RefSeq names its product equilibrative nucleotide transporter 3-like. Gene Ontology annotation, cellular component: plasma membrane. Gene Ontology annotation, molecular function: nucleoside transmembrane transporter activity. Bases 417 to 1742 code for a protein of 441 amino acids. The record is from RefSeq and is a predicted model, not a curated record. Gene Ontology annotation, biological process: nucleoside transmembrane transport. The transcript is spliced from 11 exons. NCBI's taxonomy places the organism in Eukaryota, Viridiplantae, Streptophyta, Magnoliopsida, Celastrales, Celastraceae.